AGAAUUGAAGUAAUAACGAGUUGAAACGUUAGUGUUAUAAGCCGGGUCAACAUGGAACCCGUGAUUAAAUGUCAAUGUAUAGUGCUUCGCUGUUUUCCUUCCUAGAAGUUUUUACAAAUGACACAGAAUAAUGAAGCGCUCGAAGAUCCAGAUGAUAAAAGUUUUUAUAUUUCUGUUGAUCUUCCAACUAAAACAGAGCGCAGUAUGCAAUGAAAGUUUUAGGAUAGGCAGGGAUAUACCUGAUCCAACGGAAAACAAAAAUGUUGAAACAGUAAAAAAAGAUAACGCACAUAAUUCUUUAGAUGGAGAAAAAUACCAACAAAAUGCAGUAUUAUCUGGUGGCACAACGAUACUAGAAAAUAAUAGAACGGUUGAUAAUAUAACCUCAAAACAAACAGAUGAUAAUAAAACUGCACAUACCACAGAAACGCGAAAAGAGCAUGUGGGUGAAGGACAUGCAACUUCUUUAAAUGCUGGAGCUCUGAAGCGUGGUUUUUAUGUGUUUGUGGGGCUAAGUGUUCUUGUCUUGGCCUAUAUCGUGUUCCGUAGCUUUAGGUUAAAUAAAACACGUGCCCAAAUGGUCAGAAAAUAUGGUGUUCUCGCACAUAGACAAGAUGUUGAGAUGCGACCAUUACCAUUGGAUGAGGAGGAUGAUGAAGAUACUACUGUUUUUGAUGCUAGUAAUGUUUUAACAAAUAAUGUUCAACAUCAAAAUUUAUGAAAAUAAAUAAUAUAAGAUAUAUUAA
Molecule: messenger RNA, 746 nt
Organism: Apis laboriosa (Himalayan honeybee)
Lineage: Eukaryota; Metazoa; Arthropoda; Insecta; Hymenoptera; Apidae
Exons: 3
Coding region: 131-721 (196 amino acids)
Source: RefSeq, a predicted model, not a curated record